AUGGAUUCCUCCUCUGAUCCACAAUCGCUUUAUGGAGCAAUGGACACUGAAUCACCACGACGCAAGUUGAAGAAGCGAGACUCCAGCAAUGACAAUGUGUCCGAGCAUGAGAGCAAUCGCAAGAACAAGUUACGCUCCCGUAAAGGACGUCAAGAAGAUGAUCGAGCAUCACUUGAUAGUAGAGAGAUGACACUGAAAGAUAGACAAGAGCAAAUGAAUAAGCGACAUCCCUUUGGUUUACCCAUCUGGAAACCAGCCUUGUACAAGAAAUCCCGUUCAGUGGUUCGAAGAGCCAAUCGAGCACUUCAUUCAUCGCCAUCGUCAUCUCCCGAACUGUUUUUGGAUCCUGGCAACUUGGCCUGGCUUGUGAUCUUUGGAUGGUGGCUCUCAUUGCUGAUGUUUGUAAUCUCGGUCAUUUUACUCCUUGUACCACCCGAUGGUUAUGCAUAUGGCCGUGUCAUGCGUGAACUUGCAUCCUACCUACUAUGGCCAUUCGGUCGCUACGUUGAACAUCAUGGCGAAGCUCACCACAAACAACCCAUCCAUUCAUCAGCAGCAUCCGUCAGCAGUCUAGCAGCAAGUAUUACCAGCACAAGUAGAAGCUCCACAUUGAGCAACAACAACAACAAUGAUUACGAUGAGAAUCGAUCAGUCAUAUCCAUUGAUGAUGACGACGAGGAGUCUUGCUUGCUACAAGAUAAGCGGAGGCGAAAGCAAAGCAUGCUCGGAUGCAUUAUGGAUGUGAUCAAAAGUGGCCCUGGUGGAUGCGCAUACUACGUCUUGUAUUUUAUCAUCAUUGCACCUACUAUGUUUGUGGUAUCUGCCAUCUGCUGGUUAUGCGUGAUCACUAUUCCCAUGUCCAAGCUCAAUUACAUUUUACUACGACAUUUACGGCAAUACCCACUCAGCCUUCGAUUCAAAUCAAGCCCUUCUGGACAAGCUGAUAUGGUACAUAGUGGUCGCCCCGUUGUCAUCCUCUUAUGCACCUAUCAAGCGGUGGGAUUGCAGUAUUACAAGUACACAUAUGAUGGCAUCAAUAUCAUUUUCAUCAACUUGAUUCCCUUGGUGUUCUUUGUCAUAUUCGAUGAAUACGUCCUCAAGCAUUAUUUUCCUGACAGCAUGAUCACUUCACCACAAGUCGUAUUUGCACUCUCUCUUUCAUCGGUGAUUCCCCUAUCCUAUUUCAUUGGGAUGGGUAUUUCCUCUGUUUCAGCACAAUCAAGCAUGGGCAUUGGUGCCUUUUUGAAUGCUUCUUUUGGCAGUAUCAUUGAGAUCAUCCUCUAUGCUGUGGCUCUUAUGAGUGGAAAAAGCGCGUUGGUAGAAGGAGCGUUGAUUGGAAGUCUUAUGGCAGGUGUACUGUUGUUGCCAGGGUGCUCCAUGGUGAGCGGCGGUGUUAAACGCAAGGAGCAAAGAUUCAAUGCAAAGAGUGCAGAGGUGACUUCAACAAUGCUCAUUAUGGCCAUCAUUGGAGCUUUGGUGCCAACUCUCUUUUACCAAAUGUUUGGCUCGUUUGAGAUUCGAUGCACUGGUUGCCCCGAUACUGCGGAUGGUAGUGGUAGCAUUGCUUGUUCGCGAUGUUACUCUGAUCAAAUGAACCCAACCAUCGAUCCUGUGUACCAAAACAAUGUCAAGCCUCUCAUGUGGUUUUGUGCUGCCAUCCUUCCCUCGGCGUAUGUAAUUGGUAUCGUUUUCAGCUUACGAACGCACGUGGAUAUGGUGUGGAAGAAACAAUCGCAUCAUGGCAACGAACAACCACUCUCCUAUUAUCAAAAACUUUUACCCAACCAUAUCCUUCAUCACCAGCAGCAUCAUCAUCCAUCACACAAUGUCAAUGACCCAUCGACAAAACCAACCACCCAAGACCCUACUUAUGGACCACCUACAGCGGCAUCAGCAUCGGUUACAGAAAGGCCAGAUGUCUCCCAUAUCAGCAAUGAUGGCCAUGUGCUACCUACAAUCGUUCCUGCCACAGCCUAUGUGCAUGUCAAAGAACCAGAGGAAGAAGAGGAAGCGGGUGGUCAUGAUUCACCCAAUUGGAGCAGAAGCAAGAGCUUUACCAUUCUCUUUGGAUGUACCGUUUUGUAUUCUAUUAUUGCCGAGGUGCUGGUAGACACUGUGGAUGGAGUUAUGGAAAAUUUGACCGUGGAUGAAAAGUUCUUGGGCCUCACACUUUUUGCAUUGGUACCCAAUAUCACCGAGUUUAUGAACGCCAUCUCCUUUGCAUUAUACGGCAACAUCGUGCUAAGCAUGGAGAUUGGAUCAGCGUAUGCGCUACAAGUUUGUCUAUUGCAAAUCCCAGCUAUGGUGGCAUUCUCAUUGUGGUUUAACUGGGGAAAGGAAGAAUUGGCAAACUACACCUUCAGCCUUGUAUUUCCUCGAUGGGAUGUUAUUUGUGUCAUCUUCUCGGUCUUUCUCCUGACUUACACGUACCAAGAAGGACGAUCCAACUAUUUCAAGGGCUCCAUCCUAAUAUUGACCUAUUGCGUUUUGAUGGCUGGUUUCUAUUUCACCCCACCAUACACCGAAAAGAGCAUCCUCAUUGGCUUUAAUCCCAACCCGUAG
Lichtheimia ornata is the source of this 2562-nucleotide messenger RNA. RefSeq names its product calcium/proton exchanger. Gene Ontology annotation, cellular component: membrane; endomembrane system. Bases 1 to 2562 code for a protein of 853 amino acids. Gene Ontology annotation, biological process: calcium ion transmembrane transport; intracellular calcium ion homeostasis. Lineage: Eukaryota; Fungi; Mucoromycota; Mucoromycetes; Mucorales; Lichtheimiaceae. The record is from RefSeq and is a predicted model, not a curated record. The transcript is spliced from 11 exons. Gene Ontology annotation, molecular function: calcium:proton antiporter activity.